Molecule: messenger RNA, 1719 nt
Organism: Fomitopsis serialis
Lineage: Eukaryota; Fungi; Basidiomycota; Agaricomycetes; Polyporales; Fomitopsidaceae
Exons: 8
Coding region: 1-1719 (572 amino acids)
Biological process (GO): mRNA splicing, via spliceosome
Cellular component (GO): U2 snRNP; nucleus; U2-type spliceosomal complex
Source: RefSeq, a predicted model, not a curated record
AUGGCCACACAAGUAGAAACAGCGAUUGCGGCCACCAAUGGCGUCAAGGCCAAUGGCAAAAUCAAGUCAAAGAACCAGUUGAGGAGGCUGAAGGCGAAGCAGAAGAAAGCGGAGAAGCCGACUAAUGGCAAUGACGAGUCGGACGCGGACGUGAAGAUGGAGGAUGCGGGUGUACCCAUGGAUGUCGAGUACGUACCUGAGCAGUUGGAUGUCAAAGGCCCUGCACUCGAAGAAUUCUCCGACGUAUUUGCUCGCUUCCAGCUGCCUGCUGAGGCCUCAUCACCCUCGAAGGGCGAGAUCAUCUACUCGGACGACGACAUGGCCUCUGAGGGCGACUCCGAGGCGGAAGAGAAGAAGCCUCUGUCUAAGAAGAAGGCUCGCAAAAUGAACCGGUUGACGGUUGCAGAACUCAAGCAGCUCGUCAAGAAACCUGAAGUCGUUGAGUGGACAGACGUCACCGCCGCUGACCCCCGUCUCCUCCUCCACCUGAAGAGCUACCGCAAUACUGUACCUAUCCCAAGUCACUGGAGCGCGAAGCGCGAUUACCUCCAGGGAAAGCGUGGUAUCGAGAAGCCACCAUUCCAGCUGCCGUCAUACAUCGCCGACACUGGUAUUGCCACUAUGCGUGAUGCCGUCAAGGAGAAAGAGGCAAACAUGUCGCUCAAGGCGAAGACGCGCGAACGCGUUCAGCCGAAAAUGGGCAAGGUCGACAUUGACUAUCAAAAGCUGCACGACGCGUUCUUCAAAUUCAUGACGAAGCCAAACGUGACAGGCUUUGGUGAGAUGUACUAUGAAGGCAAAGAGUUCGAGACGCAGCUCAAGCACAAGAGGCCGGGUGACCUAUCCCCCGAGCUAGUCGAAGCGCUUUCAAUACCGCCACUUGCACCUCCGCCAUGGCUGAUCAGCAUGCAGCGGUUUGGGCCACCUCCUAGUUAUCCGACCUUACGGACCCCUGGUCUGAACGCUCCAAUUCCUGAAGGUGCGCAGUGGGGCUUCCAUCCAGGUGGUUGGGGUAAACCGCCGCUUGACGAGUACAAUCGUCCACUCUAUGGUGACGUCUUCGGUGUCAUGCCGAAGAAUACCGACGCAGACAUGGGUGAACCAGUCGAUCGCAACAUGUGGGGUGAACUUGAACCCGAAGAAGAGGAAGAGGACGAAGAAAGCGAGGAAGAAAGCGAGGAAGAGGAGCAGGCUGAGCCAUUGCCGCAGGAUGGCAUGCAGACGCCAUCCGGUCUGGAGACACCAUCCGGCAUGACGAGCGUCGUGUCGACAGUGGCAGGCGGGCUGGAGACACCAGACUUCCUCGAGCUCCGGAAGAAUGCAGGCCGCGCACCUUCAGAGGCCGCAGAUACUGGCCCGCGGUCGCUCUACCAGGUCGUGCCCGAGAAGCAGACUUCCGUGCGUGGCCUCAUGGGCAGCGAGCGUGGGUACGAUGUCACUGCCGUUACAGGGGGUGGCGCUAUCCCCGUUCUCGGAGACGAACGAGGCUCGAAGCGACGCAAUGGCGUGGAUGUUUCCAUUGAUGCAGCGGAGCUGGAAGGAAUGUCUGAGGAGGAGCUACGCCGGAAGUACGAGCAGCAUGCGCGCGGAUCUGCAGGUGUGCCGGGGGCGCAUGGUCGUGAAGACUUCUCGGACAUGAUUGGCAAGGAGAUGGCGAAGCGGAAACAUAAGUCGGACAACGACAGGGAGAGAAGACGGGAGAAGGAGUUCAAGUUCUAG